UUGUGGCGGAGGUGGAACGCUUCUUGCACCUUGACCACAACUUGACCACAUCACUGACGCCGCGCGGACCACAACAGCCUAUCCUCACUCAAGACACAACAGCCAUGGCCCCCGCAGCAUACGAUCGCAGCCGCAAGACCGGAAACGGCGAGGUCCAUAUCUCUUCAGCAGAAGUAAUCCGCCUCGAGCACGAGUACGGCGCACACAACUACCACCCGCUCCCGGUCGUGUUCGAGUCCGCCAAGGGUGCCAAAGUAUGGGAUCCGGAAGGUAGAGAGUACAUCGAUAUGCUCUCUGCGUACUCCUCACGUCUUCACUUUCAGGGCCAUUGCCACCCUCGGAUCGUCAACACCCUCAUUCAGCAAUCUCAGAAGCUCACACUCUCCUCUCGUGCCUUCUACAACACUAUCUUUGGCCAAUUUGCCCAGAAGGUCACUCAGAUGUUCGGCUAUGACAUGCUAUCCAGGAAAUGGGCGUACAAUAAGAAGGGCGUCGCGGACGGAAAGGCCAUCGUUCUCAGCGCUGAGGGCAACUUCCAUGGGAGAACCAUCGGCGUUAUCAGUAUGAGUACGGAUCCGGAGAGCCGCAGCGGAUUCGGACCCUAUCUUCAAGCCGUCGGUCCGACGUACGAGGAUGACGGCGAGAUCAGGACGAUACGAUACGGCAAGAUAUCCGAUCUCGAACGCGCACUUGAGCUGCACGGGAGUGACGUGGCGGCGUUCCUCGUGGAGCCUAUUCAAGGGGAGGCUGGCAUUGUGGUCCCCCCGGCCGGGUACCUCGCGAAAGUUCGCGAGCUCUGCACAAAACACAAUGUCUUGCUCAUUUGCGACGAGAUCCAAACGGGCCUCGGCCGAACGGGCAAGAUGUUGUGUCAUGAGCACGACAAGAUCAGACCUGACAUCGUGCUUUUGGGCAAGGCGCUCUCUGGAGGAGUAUAUCCUGUCUCGGCUGUCCUGGCUGACAGAGAAAUCAUGUUAUGCAUCCAACCUGGAGAGCACGGGAGCACUUAUGGAGGGAACCCUCUGGGCUGCGCGGUGGCAAUGACCGCUCUAGAUGUGUUAGUCGACGAGGACCUAGCCAACCGCGCAGAAGUCCUUGGCGAGAAAUUCCGUUCAACCAUCCGGGCCAUUGAGUCUCCGUUGAUCAAGACUGUCCGCGGCCGCGGAUUGCUGAACGCUCUCGUGAUCGAUGAGGAGGCAAGCUCCAAGGGUCGGACUGCGUGGCAAUUCUGCCUGCUGCUGAAGAGCAGGGGCCUGCUAGCCAAGCCCACACAUGUCAACAUCAUCCGCUUUGCGCCACCUCUGGUCAUCUCGGAGGAUGACCUCUUGAAGGCGGUCGAGAUAAUCAAGUCGUCCCUGGACGACCUGGACAAGCUGGAUAACAUUCCAGGUGAGGUAGAAAGCGAGAAGGGACACAAGGACACCCUGACACUUUGAGGGGACAUCUCAGUCUCUAUUACCUCCGCUUCCACUCAGUACGCAUUUUCUCAUCCAAUCUAGUGAGAACCAUCCAUGUCAUGUAUCGUUACCUAGCCCUCUCUUGUAACGCACCUGCACCCCAUCAUGUGUAGCACAGCGGACAAUAAAGUAUGUUGGACACAUUGA
This is a messenger RNA of Fomitopsis serialis, 1604 nucleotides long. RefSeq names its product ornithine-oxo-acid aminotransferase. Bases 105 to 1436 code for a protein of 443 amino acids. Gene Ontology annotation, molecular function: L-ornithine transaminase activity; identical protein binding; pyridoxal phosphate binding. The transcript has 13 exons. Gene Ontology annotation, cellular component: cytoplasm. Lineage: Eukaryota; Fungi; Basidiomycota; Agaricomycetes; Polyporales; Fomitopsidaceae. The record is from RefSeq and is a predicted model, not a curated record.